This is a messenger RNA of Notolabrus celidotus (New Zealand spotty), 1700 nucleotides long. It is a transcript of the gene hoxb1b, whose product is annotated as homeobox B1b. Bases 448 to 1317 code for a protein of 289 amino acids. The transcript is spliced from 2 exons. Gene Ontology annotation, cellular component: nucleus. Gene Ontology annotation, biological process: regulation of transcription by RNA polymerase II. NCBI's taxonomy places the organism in Eukaryota, Metazoa, Chordata, Actinopteri, Labriformes, Labridae. Gene Ontology annotation, molecular function: RNA polymerase II cis-regulatory region sequence-specific DNA binding; DNA-binding transcription factor activity, RNA polymerase II-specific. The record is from RefSeq and is a predicted model, not a curated record.
GCCUUCUUUAUUUUUAGAAUUACUUCUACCUUUUAAAUCCACAUUAUCACCUCUGCUAAACCUAUUCUAUAUGAUCAUUAUAAACCACAUCGAGAUUAUUGUAACAUUUUGUCAUCCAUCUGUCACCCUGAGCUCCUCUUACACCUCAGCCUGAAAAUGUGUCCUGAUGUUUGUGUUCUUAUCAGAUGGAUGAGUGAGUUUGAUUGAAGCAUUUGUCAUGUAAAUGUGAGCCGUUUGAUGGACGAGCCCGCAGACUUGACAGAGUGCUGUAGGUCCUUUGCCAUUGGCGUGCAGCAGGUCACAUGGUGUGUCAGGAAGGUGAUAUGAGGGUGGAAGGCACUUUUACAGCUUUGACAUACUACCUAGAAGGGUUAGGGCAAAGGGAGCAGCGAUUAAUGACUGCUCGGUCUUGAUCAGUUCUGAACAAACACCAGGCCCGGGUCCAGGAUGAACUCUUACUUAGACUACCCUGUGUGCAACAGGGGCGCAAAUAUCUUCAGUGCAAAGGCCGGAUAUCACAAUUUAAACCAUGGAUACAUGUCGUCCAACUCGUGCGCAACAAGUGAUGGUUACGCACCAGACGGGCGCUUAGUUUCUGCAACUUCUGCGCCUCACCAGACCCCGAGUCUGCCUCUGCACCACCAGACACACGUCAACUUGGACCUACAGUUUGCACCACAGGGUAACUCCAUGUAUGGUUCUCCUCUGGAGUACGGACACCACCAGUACGGCCUCGCACCCGAGCAGGACCGGAGCUACAUUCAUGCUCAAGUUUCACCCCUGGGAACAAACAUGGCUCCCUACAGCACCGGGGACAGCUGUGGGCCUGCAGGGGCUUCAGCCGGCAGCCAGUAUCUACAUUUUAAUAACGGGGAUCAGAGGCUGCAGGAGUAUCCUGAGAGUGUUUACACGAGGUUACCGAGCCACAGUAAGGAGAAAGAUCUGGAGGACACUUCAAAGACAUUUGACUGGAUGAAAGUGAAGCGGAAUCCUCCUAAAACAGCUGUCCUCUCAGAGUUCGGGGUUCCCGGCCAUCACAACGUGAUCCGCACCAACUUCACCACCAAGCAGCUGACCGAGCUGGAGAAAGAGUUCCACUUCAACAAGUACCUGACGCGGGCACGGAGGGUGGAGGUGGCCGCUAGUCUGGAGCUGAACGAGACGCAGGUGAAGAUCUGGUUCCAGAACCGCAGGAUGAAGCAGAAGAAGAGAGAGAAACUGGGCUGCGUUCUGGUCAACACGGCGGCGGCACCUGUGGAGAAAGUGUCCGGGCCUGACACCUCUCCACAGGGGAAAGAGAAAGACUGUGAUCAGUGACUUUAAAGAAAAUAUUUGACUAUGGGGGCCUCAGAGCAGUUUUCGACUUCUUAUCACAGCAACACCAUUCCAGAAAAACUCUAAAAAAUGCAUGUGGACUCUUGGAGUAUGCAGGGUAUGUUUGUGCUUUAAGUGCACUGUUUUAAUGGAUGCUGAGAAACUAUUGUUUCCUUUAGUGUUUGUAACCUUUGUUUUGUGUUGGAGCACUGAAGUACUCAGUGUCAAUGUUUGCACUAUUUAUUUACAGGGUAUUUUCCAACAAGCGUUGAGAGGAUUUAGUUUAAUAAAGUUUAUAAAUGAAAGAAGUGUUGGAAUUGUUGUUUUAUGUGAAACAAGAAAAUGUGGAAAAGUCUGAUCAAACUUUUACUUCUGGUACAAAACUU